CGGCCGACACACCGACGCUGUCAGCCGCCAUGACGAGGCGGUGGCAGCCCGGCGGCACCGGCCCAGUGGCUCUGCUGCUGCUCGUGGCGCUCUUCUGGACAGAGGCUGAGGGCGCCUGUCUGCAGGACGACAUCACAGCUGACGGCUUCAGAGGCCUGCUCGCCUCCGGAGGCAACUAUGACCCAAUCAAAAUCACACUGACGCGCUGUAAGACGAUCUGCUCGGACACUGGCAACGGCGAGGCGGCGGUGGAGGACGGCAUGGCCUGCCUGUGCGGCACCGGAACCCAGCUCACGGGGCUCACCACGGCGACCUCGUGUCCCACCACCUGCACGGAGGACGGCGCGGAGUGCGGCGGUCCCGACGGCCUGGUGACGGGCGAGGCCGCCCCGCUCCGGUCCGGCCCGGUCGAGCUGACCCCGGUGACCUCACCGGUCACGGCGGGCGGCACGGCGGUCACCGCCGCCGGCACCACGCCCGCCGAGGUGGUCGACUUUGUCGUUAACCCCGGCGACGGAUCGCCACCGUUCCUGCUUGCUGGUACGGCAAAUGCCGUCCGCGGCACGGACUUCUCGGCCUCCCUGGACUACGUGAGCCCCGGCACGUUCACAAUCUCCGUGUCCAGUCCGUGGGCCGGCAACAGCUCCCAGGUGGUGGUGGAGAGCGCGCCGCUGCUGCUGGAACUCAACUGUCCGCCGCUGGUGGAGCCCAACCAGCCCUACUUCUGCUCGGCGACCGUCGGCGGCUCCGGCCUCCAGCUGACGGCCACAUUCAGCGAUGACAGCAUCGCCAUGACGGUGUCGCCACCGGAGGCGCCAUGGCUGAGUGUGGGCCACCCGCCGCCGAGGGGCAGGGCUCAGAGCCCCGUCCAGACCUCGGGCGGGGAGCUGGAGUUCACCCUGCGAUGGCCGUUCUCCCAGCGGACGCAGCUGAUGGCCCUGCACUGGCACGGAGCUGGAACAGGCGACUGUCAGCUCACGCUGAUGGAGGGCUCGUGCAGCGACGCCAGCCACGUGUUCUGUCCCAGCUCGGGCUUUUGUUCACCAUUUUGUCCGCUGGUGACGGGAACCAGUAACUACUCGUGCGACGCCAGUGAGCCGACCUUCUGCCCACUCUCCGGUCAGUGUUCCAUGUCGGACGGCACGUGUGCUGCACGUGCAGCUCCGAGCCUGGUCGCCUCGUCAGUGGCACCGACUACGUUCACAACCGCCGCUGAUGCCUAUGGAAAGCUCGACCUGUCCUCGGCGGGCACCUGGGCAGAGCCUGGCUGGUUUGCUAAGGUGACCUGCUCAACUGGCUCCGUGUCCUGGAUGGCGACGUCAGCCGGUACCGGAGACCUCGGCGCAACGUCCACCGACAAACGGUACAUGGUCGAGCUGGUGGGCAUCCCUCAGACACCAAUGGGCAUCGGGCACACCUGCGCAGCGAUGAGCGACAUCACUCUGACCGUCACCGACGGCAGCACCACGACUCUGACCAACACCACCGCCUGCCAGAUCCCCGUCGGCACCAUCACCGUUCAGGUAGAGCAGAACAGUGCCUCAGUGACGCCAGAAGCCAGCCCGGCACCGGGCGCCAACUUCAGCGGCGCCUUCGUCAUCCAGUCCAACGUGGAUGUCACCUUCAGUGUCACCAUCUCGCAGGGCGCGCCGGUCCAGCUCAACUACACCUUUGACACGGCGUCCGGGGUGGCGAACUUCCAGGAGAGCAUUCAGCAGUCGGUCACCACGGCGGACGUGUUCACGCACACGGUGCAAUUCGCCACGUCGGGGACAUUCACACUGAAAGUGACCGGGACGAACCUCCACAGCGUGCCGCUGCAGCCGGCGCACAGCGACCUGACGGUGAUCGUGCAGCACCCGGUGGUGGCCGAGUGGUUGCCGCAGCUGGGAGCCGACAGCCAGUUCCUGGCCGUCGUCACGGGCACCAAGAUACCGGCCGCUGUGGUGCUUGAAAUGCGCCUGCCCAGCACCGCCCAGCUGCCCACGGACGCCCACAUGGACAUAGACUUCGGAGACGGGUUCCCGAUAACCGGUCUUCAGCUCUCUGACGCUUCCAUCAAUCUGGCGGACAACACUCCGACUUCAGCAGCCGUCAACGGGUUCUUCGUGGCACCGGUUAACCAUGGCUUCGACAGUAGAGGCGUGUAUUCGGUCCAAAUCACCAUGAGAAACAAAAUCAGUGAGCAGGUUGAUACUAUUGAAGUCGUGAUAGAGAACAAAAUCAUUGGCCUCGAGGGUUUGAUUCUACAGAACCUGGACGACAGACGUGCCGAAGAACUACUGACGGGCAUGGGCGUGGAUGAGAACCAGUACCGGAAUGACCGCAACCUCACAUUUGGUUUCAACCUUCUGCAGGGAACCAUGACAAAAGUAACGCUGUUCAACGACUCCGACGGUGGCCAUAUAGAGAUGGCCUCAUACACCUUCAAAGACAAGGACAACCCCACCGCCGAGCAAUUCGUCUAUCACAUCAACACUAACCAAGAAAUCCCUCUGUCAUUUGUCGGCGAGAAUACUUACGAAACGACAGAUCCUGUCACAGUCAGAGUGAUUAUUCAGGACCCAAUUACCGAGAUCAGCGCACUGAAAAUCGCAAUGUCUGAACAACAGUCAGAAGACAACUUCAAGCUAAAGAAUUUCACGGCAAGCUGGACAUCGGCAAGUACAAUGCAAAUGUGUCUUGCGAUUCAUUUUGGCGACAAUUCUCCACUGGCAACAUUUGGAGACGAGAUCAUGUGCGCUGAAAAAUAUCCAUCAGCGGUAAACAUGCCCACAGCUCUGAGGAAUCCGAUGCCACUUGAAUUUCUCUACUGGAACAAAGGUAUUUACAACGUGACAAUUAAUGUGUUCAAUCCAAAAGACGAUGAGACCUAUGAGCUCUUAGUGAGCGUUUCCGAUGUUGCUUGUUCCAAUCCAACCGUUUCCAUCGUGGGAGCAUCAGAGGAGCGGGAAGAUCCACCUACUUAUCUCAAGUCGCAAGAAAUAGUGAUCGAGGCAAAGGCAGUGUUGAAUUGUGAUGCCUCUAUGACGACUAAGAAGCGUUGGGAAGUUAUACACAUCAAAACAGAAGAAUCAGAAUCUGCACACAUUAUGCACCAGCUUCCGCACUGGGACAAAGCUGACUUGGUCAUACCGAGGAAUUUCUUGAAGCCUGGUCUGUAUUUGCUUCAGUACACGAUGACAAUGCAAGACGAGGGUCUCACAGACGGCGAUAUAUUCCAGACCCAGUCCAAGGCAUAUCUAAAAGUCGAGCGCACUCCGCUUUACGCUGGUAUAAUCAAAGGUGCGGUGUCUAAAAUAGUGCGCGGGUGGAGCCAAACAAUUGUUCUCGACGCACUUAUGUACUCGGUUGACCCAGAUGAUGUGCUAUCAAAGGAUUUCACCUUCAAAUGGUACUGUCGGAGAACAGGUGAGGAAAGGGAAGGCGCACUGGGGGCCACAACGCCCCCUCAGUCUCUGGUUGGCAGACUGGCGGCGGCUGCAGUGCCCAGUCCGGAUCUGGGCGGCUGCUUCGGUGAGGGCCCUGGCCAGUUGGACUUUGACGGUGGAGUUCUAGAUUUGAAAACUGAGAUCCUGCAGCCGUAUCGCCAGCAGGUCACUUUCGUCAUCACGGCUGUCGUCAGCAAGGACGUCAGAAGCAGUAUGGCAGAGGUGCAAGUAGAAAUGCUCCGAGGCGAUCCACCAUUGAUCGAAGUGCAGUGUGCUGAUGAGCUUCUUUGCUCACCAUCCUUGGGAGGUGUGACCGUCAACCCUCAACAUAAUCUUGGACUGCGUGGCGGUUGUACCGAUGGCGAAUGCCCUAUGCCUCUAUCCUGGUCCUGGUCGCUUUCCACAGAAAGUGCCGAUGGCACGGUGACGGCAGUACCGAAUGCUGAGCAGUACCUUCCCACGCCAGACGCGGAAGAGGUCCGCAUCAGCAAGACCCUGUUUUCAGAUUUCUCCGGAAUAACAAAGUUCCAAAUCGGUCUGCAGGCGUCAGAUGGCGUAGUCGGCAACGACCCGGGCCAGGUGACUUACUUUGUGACUGUGAACCUGCCACCGGUGGUAGAUGGAAAGGAAUGCACAUGCGAACCUGUUGGAAGCAGUAGCUUUGCAGUUAUCGACACAUUUGCGAUCAAGUGUCAGACGCCCCUGGACCCGGAAGGUUUUCCUGUUGAGAAGUUUCAGUUCUUCACAACAGUCGAUGGAGAGGCACAUGUGCUGGCUGCCACAAAGACGCCAAAACUCAACACUAGCCUGCUUCUUGGAACGAACCAGCUACAUUACGUUACCGAAGACCAGCACGGCGCCAGUGCUCGAAAGGACAUUUGUGCAAUAACUACAGAGGCGCCAUCAGAGGAGGCUUUGCAAGCCUUCCUGGAUAGCAAAGCUCUCUUGAGCUUGGCGGGCACUGGUGAUUCACGCAGUGCCAUUCCCAUCAUUCAGGCGGUUGCUUCGCUGGAUAAGACGACAGACAGAACCACGAUGACGCUCGAAGAACUUCAACAAGCAGACGUCGAAAAGGCGGCCUACAAUGACAGAAUGUUUCAGGCAAUCAGCAACAUGGCAACCACGUAUAAGGAAUCUAUUGAAUUGAUAGCCAGUGCGAUGAAUGCGCUCAUGUCAUACGGUUCAGAAAACUCCCUGAACUUAGAUAUGAAUGCGAUUGAGCUGGCCACGUACCUGCUGGAAUCACUGUCCAAAUCUGCCGCAGAUGCUGACUACUCUACUGCAGAUGAAAUGCUGGACUUAUUAAAGAAUGUAAUGGCAAGUGCAUCGAUCUCGAAAGACCAUUUGGCAGUGAGCACUACCAGUGAGUCUUGCGAGGACAUUCCGCUGGCAGACCUCGACAAGGCACCGUUUUUGCCCAUCGACACCGCACAAGACUAUGAGGCCAUAUCGGAAAAUCUUAGCCUUGAACAAGAACAGAAAUGCAACGUAAGGGACAUUGCCAGAGGGAAGACGUCAGGUUUGGAUGAUCGCAUUGAUAUAGCGGUUCAAAACAUUCAGGGCGCAGUCAUGCAGCGGAUGGUCCUUGAUGAGGAGGUCGAGGUACCUCUCCCCAAAGGAGGAGCCACAAAAAUGGCAAUAAAGAAGAGUCUUAGCGGAAUGAACGAAACUGUCGGCCAAGCAACAAUAGCGUGGCCAUCAAACAUGACCAUCAACGAUAACAAACCAAUUGCUGUGUCUGCUACAGACAAUGCCAAGAACUCAAAAACGACAGCGACUGGAGCUAGCAGCAUUUCAGUCACAUCACGUGUGCUAGCCCUAAAUGUUUUCGAUCGCAAUCUCAAGCCAGUAACAGUCGCCAAUAUUUCGAGCGGAAUACUGAUGAGGAUUUCUCAAACGUACAACAACGCAACUAAUCGGAAUUGUACAGACUGUCCAGCGCCACCUACUCAAAUCAUUUCUGCUGAUGCUCUGAAAGGAAAGGUGAACCCUGUCGUCUAUUCAACCAUCAAUAUAUCGAAACCGCAUAGCGCAUUCAAUAUAGAGCUAACGGCAUACAAUGGUCCUGUCAACGACGUAUUCGUGAUGAUCAGCUUUGGUCACAUGCCGACACUACGCAACCACUCUUUACUGAAGAUGGUCACAGAGUUCCCUUACGAGGAAGCUCUUGAACCAGACGACAUCAAUGCUACAGCAAAAUAUCGAUGGUUUGUUUCCGCAGACUGGGUCAACGAUCGCCGUGGUGCAGUGUACGUGGGCGUAGGCCAGUUCAACUCAUCCAGUGCGAAGUACAAUGCCACGAUCGCCAGUCUCAGCACCGGAGGCAAUUCACUCAGCGACGUCAAAAGUAGGGAAGUACUACGAACUGAGUUCACCAUGAGUGAGUACACCUUGCAGACAUACACGUCUUCAUGCUCUUUCUACGACGAAGAAUUGAAGAUGUGGUCGAGUGAGGGCUUGCGAGUGGCGGAGGCAGACCUACGCUCUAUCACAUGCAACAGUUCCCACUUGACAUCGUUCGCUUCAGGCUUGCAGAUGCAGCAACAGAUUCAACGGUAUCAUUUGUACUGA
Amphibalanus amphitrite is the source of this 6002-nucleotide messenger RNA. RefSeq lists its product as uncharacterized. Bases 30 to 6002 code for a protein of 1990 amino acids. The transcript has 9 exons. The record is from RefSeq and is a predicted model, not a curated record. Lineage: Eukaryota; Metazoa; Arthropoda; Thecostraca; Balanomorpha; Balanidae.